AUGUCUAACAAUACCAAUAUAAUAACGAAAAAGAUCCGGACGGAAUACAUGAAGAAAUUUCGGGACCCGAAAUGGGAAACGUUCUCCAAAUGUUACGAAGACUCGGUGAAAUACAGAAGGACGCGGAGAGUGAUGGAGCAAACGCACAAACCGUUAUUUUGGGACGGUUGGGACAGCGGCUCUGAUUCCAGCGGCAGGUCGAGCCCCAAGAUCAGAGACGGUGUCGAGUCUUCAGAUGUCAGGCCCCACUCAUCAACUGAAAGCAAGAACGAGAACCCGGAGCCGCCGCAGACCUGGGAACCUCAAAUAAACGGAGAACUGCACAGCGAAGCAACUGUUUUGGAGAAUUCUGUCCCCAUUGUGAAUGGUGCCACGGACCUGACGGAUAACGGACCGUGUGAACUAGUGCCGAGACGACGCCACAGGCGUCGGGCUCCUCGGUCAGAACCCUGUUAUCCUGACGCGGACAGCGACGAGUCCAAAGCGUCACUGCAGAGAAAACCGUCCAGGGCUAAAAGCCAACCGCCCGCAUCUGCUAAGGAAAGGCCUUCAACCCGGGAAAACCGUCGUUCUUUCAUGCAUUACGACUGGGCCGAGAGACAGAGUCAAGCCACCAGCAAGAGAACCCCAAAUAUGCGUGCAUCGGUAUCGGCCGGAGAGAUUCAUCGCUCCGACGUUGGCGUUCAGACGCGGAGAGAGUCAGACAAACGCGGGAAAGCUCUCGAUCGUCGACGGGCACGAUCAGCGGACCUGGAGAAAUCUCGAAAGUCCGACCUCACCGUAGUCAACGACCGUUGGAUGACCGAGUACAUGCGCUGCUUCUCGGCCAGACUGAGGUAG
Messenger RNA from Chanos chanos (milkfish), 840 nucleotides. RefSeq names its product centriole, cilia and spindle-associated protein a (gene ccsapa). The record is from RefSeq and is a predicted model, not a curated record. Gene Ontology annotation, molecular function: microtubule binding. Gene Ontology annotation, biological process: regulation of mitotic spindle assembly. Lineage: Eukaryota; Metazoa; Chordata; Actinopteri; Gonorynchiformes; Chanidae. The transcript is spliced from 3 exons. Gene Ontology annotation, cellular component: spindle; centriole; ciliary basal body. Bases 1 to 840 code for a protein of 279 amino acids.